UUCAUCUCACAAGAUGGCUGACAUAACAACCCAUAGCAGAUAGCACGUCAAACCAGACACGAUGUCACCCUGUAAACUAUAGGCUGAACCUACCAGAGUACUACUAACAUAGCGACUUGGGUGGACAUAAUGCCCAAUACGCGAAAAAGGAAAAGAAGGCGGACGGAAGUGACAAGGGUCCAAGUGGCUGAAAUUGGUGUCCAGACGGAUGAUGCAGGGGACAACAGUUUGACAAAUACUCAUCAAGGCGGAGACACAUCAGAAACAACUAGCUUUGCCAUGUCAGUGAAUUCAGAGCAAAAUCAGGAUGAAAGAAACGUAGCGAUGUAUUGGACAGCGUUGUUCACUUUAGCUGUUUCGCUUGUAAACGGCGACAAGGAACAAUACUCGAGAUAUUCUCCAGUGCCGCAUCCUUUUCCUAGUACAAAAGACGAUGACGCAACAUCCGGAUGCAAGUUGAAGGUUGAAUGUAAAAACAGAAAAGGGGAACCAGGGAUACCUGGUCCGAGAGGUAUUCCUGGCUUUGACGGCCCUUUUGGUAGGCCUGGAGAACAGGGAGAGAAAGGAGAACAAGGAACGCCAGGGACGUCACGACCUCACUUGGCUUUCUUUGUUGCCAUGGACAAAAACAUGGGUCCCUUGGAUAGUUCGGUGUUGAAGUACCAGCGCGUGCUUCAUAACCAUGGUUCAGCCUACAGUCCAGAUACUGGAAUGUUUACAGCACAAUCUGCCGGUGUCUAUGUCUUCAAUAUUGUUGUAGCAGCACAAGCAACAGAAACGGCUGCCGUCCAGUUAUUCCAGACCGGUGAGGGCGAAGACCAGUGGGUUGUGACGGUAUGGGCCGAGAGUCUUCCUAGUUGGGGCACAUCAUCAAAUACUGUGUAUAUCUCUCUUGACCAGGGACAACAAGUCUAUCUAAUCGCAAGACCAAAUCUUAACUCGUACUACUACGCUAACAUGUAUACAACGUUCAGUGGACAUCUUGUCGCACCUUCGCAAUAAUUAAAGCCAACAUGUGUUUAUUCACAGUAUGAAGAAUAAAAGAUCUACAGUGUUUAGAAACUAAUAAAGGCAUUAUAUUUCAA
This is a messenger RNA of Ylistrum balloti, 1085 nucleotides long. Its product is annotated as complement C1q-like protein 3. Gene Ontology annotation, molecular function: protein binding. The record is from RefSeq and is a predicted model, not a curated record. The coding region runs from base 130 to 1002 and encodes 290 amino acids. NCBI's taxonomy places the organism in Eukaryota, Metazoa, Mollusca, Bivalvia, Pectinida, Pectinidae. The transcript has 5 exons.